Messenger RNA from Zymoseptoria tritici IPO323, 1708 nucleotides. Its product is annotated as histone deacetylase. Gene Ontology annotation, molecular function: histone deacetylase activity. The record is from RefSeq and is a predicted model, not a curated record. NCBI's taxonomy places the organism in Eukaryota, Fungi, Ascomycota, Dothideomycetes, Mycosphaerellales, Mycosphaerellaceae. The transcript has 2 exons. The coding region runs from base 140 to 1708 and encodes 522 amino acids.
AUCAACCUCACCUCCUCUUUCGCUGUGUAAUCCAGUCGCAGACCACAAUUCGAAGCCGUCGACGUAUAUCACCCAGCACGAUUACCCCAACAACACCCACUCACCGGCACAUCGACUGUGCGACCAGCAUGAGGGCAGCAUGGCCGGCUCCUUCAAUCCCCGCCAAACGACCCGCAACGACAUAGUCCAGCAAUGGAGCAGCAAUACCACACCACACGGCAACCCGUCGCCGCGAUCGACAUCACAAUCGCCGCUACCAUACAGCUCUGGAUGCGGCGUCGAGAUACAAACUCCAGCCACACCUCCGACCACAGCAGAAGACGAGAAGUUAUGGCGAGAUCAAGAGCUGAAUGAGAAGAUUAUGCGGCAGGUGGAGGAGAAUGGAAUCACAAGACCGACGGGACACAAAGUCUCAUUCCACUACAGCAGUCGGGUCGAGGACAUGCAUUUCGGCCGCACACAUCCCAUGAAGCCAUGGCGAUUAACACUCACAAAGCACCUCGUGCUGGGACACGGUCUACAAUACGCCAUGGACACAUAUGAAGCCGUCGCAGCGGGCAAAGACGAAGUCCGACAAUUCCACGAUGCAGACUACGUCGACUUUCUCUCCCAAGUCUCACCCGGCACCUUCAACCAAUUAUGCCAACAACCUCGAUUCGAACGAGCCACACCCACUAAGCAUGACGCGGAUUGUCCAGUUUUCGACGGAAUGUCCACCUACCUCUUCCUCUACACCGGCGCCACACUCGCCGCGACCCACCAACUCACCUCCGGCUCAAGCGACAUCGCCAUCAACUGGUCCGGCGGACUCCACCACGCCCACAAAUCCGAGGCCUCCGGAUUCUGCUACAUCAACGACAUCGUCCUCUCCAUCCUCGACAUGCUCCGAAUCUUCCCCCGCGUCCUCUACAUCGACAUCGACGUCCACCACGGCGACGGCGUCGAAGAAGCCUUUCAACGCCAACCCCGAGUCAUGACCCUCUCCUACCAUCGCUACGGCCCCUACGACGACACGGGCCACAAAUUCUUCCCCGGCACAGGCGACCUCUCCGACAUCGGCCUCCGCGGCACCCCCGGCGAGCACUUCGCCCUCAACGUCCCCAUCCCCUCCGGCAUCGACGACCGACAAUACAACCUCCUCUUCACCGAAGUCACCGGCCGCACAAUCGAAGCCUUCAACCCCUCCGCCAUCGUCCUCCAAUGUGGCGCCGACUCCCUCGGCGGCGACCGUCUCGGCCAAUUCAACAUCAACAUCAAACAACACGGCCACUGCGUCUCGUUUGUCAAGAACUACCGCCUUCCCCUCCUCAUCCUCGGCGGAGGAGGCUACACAGCCCGCAACGUCGCUCGAGCAUGGUGUCACGAAACAGCUCUCGCAACGGACAAUAAACUCCCCGAAAGCAUCCCCCUCUCCAUCGUACCGAGGCCAGAAGCUUUCAUGGGCCGACCGCACGGUGAUGGGAAGAUGUAUCCCUCGUUUGAAAGACUGCAUAAGAAUGAGUGCAAGGAUGUGGAUCUCGAGUUGAUGAUCAAGCAAUUGGAUGGCGAGUUGAAGUAUGUGAGGAACUCGCCGUGGGUGAAGGUGGAUCAGUUGCCGACGGGGGAUGGGAUGAGGCAGGUUAUGAUGGAGGUUGAUGAGGAGAGGAGGGAGGAGAAGGAGAGGAGGGGGAAAGAGAGGAAUCCGGGUGGGAGGGGGGAGUUGCGGUAG